UUAAAGCGAUCACCGUUUGUGUAUGUGUUCGACACGUCAGUAUUAGAAAUACGAGGCGUUGUGUCGGACGCGUUCGAGUACUGUAUGGUGCAGUACAUUUGAAAACGUGUUCAAGAAAAUAUAAAACAAAAAGAUGAACUAUUCCUUAGACGAGUCGCCGCUGGCGCGAACCGACCUAACCAGAGACAAGAUCUCCAAAUGGGUUGAAGGGCAGCGCAGAGGUGAAAACAUCGACCUGGAUGUCUACGGGAAGCCCUCGGACAAGCAGCUGAAGGAGCUGGAGAACGUCAGGAAGUUGAGCAAGGAGCUGCAGGACAAUUUACACGACUUAGAAAAUUCGGUUCGCAUAGCGGAAGUUGAAAACCAAGCUAUGAAUCCCACCGCUCCCAUGCUCGACUCCUCGGAGGAGCACGAGUUCGUCUCCGCGAACCAGCUCGACGAUUACUACGCGCAAGAGGACCAGGUCGACGCGCGGGAAGCCGAAAAGCAGAGACUCACGAAGGGUAAAGCGAGCAAAACAGAUAUCCAGAGGUUUUAUAAGGACCAGUGUGUGUUUUUGACGGGGGGGACCGGGUUCUUGGGGAAAGUUUUAAUCGAGAAGUUGUUGCGUUCGUGCGGCGACUUAGACACCAUCUACGUUCUGGUGCGACCGAAGAAAGGCAAAGAUCCAACCUCGAGGAUACGUGAUAUGCUGGAUGACUUCAUAUUCCAAAGGGCUCUUGAAGAAAAUCCUAAGGGUAUCUAUAAAGUGAUACCGAUUGUAGGAGACAUGGAGCUGCCCGGUAUAGGAAUCAGUGACGAGGAUAGAAAACUGCUCAUUUCGAGGGUGACAAUAAUCAUAAAUUCAGCGGCGACGGUGAAGUUCGACGAAAAGCUGUCGAUAUCAACAGCGAUCAACGUUAAGGGCACUGUGGAAGUUAUCAAGCUAGCCAAGGAGUGCAGAAAUCUCAAAGCCAUCACCCACGUGUCCACGGCCUACUCGAACACACAUCUCAAAUAUAUUGAAGAAAAAAUCUACGAGCCCCCGAUGACGGUGGAAGUGUUGGAAGCGAUCGCUCAGCUGGAUGACAAUUUAAUCGAGUCCAUUUUGCCGACGCUUCUGGGAAAGCGGCCGAACACCUACUGCCUUACGAAGGCGGUAGCUGAGGAAGCAGUCAGAAUACACGCUUCAGGCAUGCCUGUCUGUAUUAUCCGACCCUCUAUAGUUAUUUCAACAUAUGAAGAACCUGUUAGAGGCUGGACGGACAGUGUGUAUGGACCCACGGGGCUGGUUAUCGGUAUCGGCACUGGGGUGCUGCGCACGAUGUACAUGGACGUCAACAAGGUAGCGGACAUGGUUCCCGUGGACCUCACGGUGAACGCCAUUAUCGCGUCAACGUAUCACACCGCAAACAACUUCAAGGAAAAUCAAACAUCCGACAUUCCGGUGUACAACUUCGUGUCAGGUGCGCAGAACCCCAUAACUUGGGGGCAGUUUAUUGAAUUCAACAGAAAGUAUGGAAUAGAGACGCCAACUAUAAAAGCUGUCUGGUACUACGGUCUCAACCCAACGAGUACGUACUACCUCUUCCGUUUCUACAACUUCUUUCUACACUACCUGCCGGCACUGCUCAUCGACAUGUACUGCGCGCUGGUGGGGAAACGGCGAGCCAUGCUGAAGUUCUACUCGAAGGUGACGAAGCUGGCGAACAUCCUGUUCUACUUCUCGACGCAGGACUGGCGCUUCGAGGACGCGGGCGCGCGGCGGCUGUGGGCGCGCACGGCCCGCGCCGACCGCGCCGUCUUCCCCUUCGCCCUCGCCGACAUGUCGUGGGACUACAUGGCGGAGACGUUCCUACUCGGUCUGAGGGUGUACUUGGUCAAGGAUGAUCUCUCAACGUUACCAGAAGCUAGAAAAAAGUGGAACAGAUUGUUCUAUCUCCACCAGCUCGUCAAAAUAACAACAUAUAGUUUAGUAAUUUAUUUAGUAUAUCUUCUAGUCACGAGAAUAUUUUCGUUUAUAAUGGGUUAGUUACUAAAUACGAAUUAAAUUAAAAACUUAGUAUUAAAGUACAAUAAAAUGUUAGUUUGAUUAUUGUAAAUGUUAGCUUUCUAAGUAUGUAU
Messenger RNA from Vanessa tameamea, 2103 nucleotides. Its product is annotated as fatty acyl-CoA reductase wat-like. The record is from RefSeq and is a predicted model, not a curated record. Bases 134 to 2011 code for a protein of 625 amino acids. NCBI's taxonomy places the organism in Eukaryota, Metazoa, Arthropoda, Insecta, Lepidoptera, Nymphalidae. Gene Ontology annotation, molecular function: alcohol-forming very long-chain fatty acyl-CoA reductase (NADP+) activity. Gene Ontology annotation, cellular component: peroxisome. Gene Ontology annotation, biological process: long-chain fatty-acyl-CoA metabolic process. The transcript has 15 exons.